AUAAAAUGGAAGGUCUUACCAAAGCUAUUAAACAAGAAAAUAUUCAGAAAAUCAGCCUAGAGAAGUCUGUCCUGGAAGAAGCCAAAGAGCAAGAGGUCACCACAUUCCAGAGCAUCCUCUAUAAGGUUCGUCCAGAUGAAGAAGUUGAGCCAUCGGAUUCAGACUCCGAAGGAGUUUCAGGAAACAGUGAACUUUGGAUUGGGACGAACGACAUCAGAGAUGAAAACCCGUUGAAAUGUUUAAAGUGUCUUAAGCUUUUUGAUAUAGAUUGGCUUGUUUUGGGUCAGGUUGAUUCUAAAAAUAGGCGUUUUGUUUUAAAUUUCUUACAAUCCUCAUUCCCAAAUAAAAUUAAGAAAUUCGAUUUUUGGUGCAGUGGCAGAAUGGAUCUGAAAAGGUCCAACUACUUAAACUUCCUGACCAGACUCAGCUCCAAAGUCGUUCAAAAAGUUUUAUUUAAAAAUUUCAGAAUCGGCCUGCCCCGACUCAAGAGGCUGGUGGCAGCUUUCAGACAUGUGAGAACUUUGGGAUUGAGAUGGUGCAGGCUAUCUAUCCCAAGUGUUCCUGAUUUAUCAAAGGCUCUGAAGAAUUGCCAAAUCCAGGAAAUAGAUUUAUACAGAGCAGGAGACUCUGAUAAUAGUGAUUGGGAGAACAACUUCGACGAGUUCGAUAACUUGGUACAAGGGUUAGCAAGCUCUCCAGAUUUAAGAUUGAGUCUUGAAAAAGUAUAUGUCUAUGACUGCGGAAUAACCCAAAAUAAGAUUGAACAAGUCUUUGAAGAAAACCAGCUUGGAGGAGUUAACAUAAUUGAUGAUUUUUAAAUCUUGGCUAAA
Messenger RNA from Moneuplotes crassus, 830 nucleotides. The record is from the annotation of a GenBank genome assembly. Lineage: Eukaryota; Ciliophora; Spirotrichea; Euplotida; Euplotidae.